Molecule: messenger RNA, 1358 nt
Organism: Olea europaea var. sylvestris
Lineage: Eukaryota; Viridiplantae; Streptophyta; Magnoliopsida; Lamiales; Oleaceae
Product: anamorsin homolog
Exons: 8
Coding region: 239-1024 (261 amino acids)
Biological process (GO): iron-sulfur cluster assembly
Cellular component (GO): cytoplasm
Molecular function (GO): iron-sulfur cluster binding
Source: RefSeq, a predicted model, not a curated record
AAUUAGGGGGAACAAUCGGCUAAGGGUUUUUCCGUUUGUAUGAUUGUUACACCAAAAAUUGUGAAAAGUUCAGGGUGAAGGAGAGGUAAAAGGGGGACCAAUAUAUCUUGUGUCUCAGUCUCAGUGAUUUCUACUCAAUUUCUUCAUCUCCAAACUUGGAAGGUAGUAUCAGAUUUUAUUAGUGUAAAAACGGGUUUUAUAUGUUGAAAUCUCACUCGAUCUGAUUCCUGAUACUACGAUGGCCCAGGACAAAAUUUUAGCACUUACGGAUCAAGUAGUCGCAUCUCUUAAUGUAAUUUUAGAUGCGAUUAAGGUGGUUAGAAAGGAACAGGUCGAGCAGCUCGAUCCUAUGAUCAUCACACAAGCUUCACCUGACAGUCCGCUGUCGGUGGAAUCUUCAUCUAUGGAUGUCGUUGUAUUUAUCAGUAGCUCAUUUGAACUUCCCAGUGACCAAUUGCUUGUGAACAUCUCAAGAGUGUUAAGGGCUGGUGGAACUGUUCUUCACUGGACUUCUCAAUCUGCUACUGGGAAAGUGACAGACUCUUCUCUCAAGGGCAAGUUCCUUCUGGCUGGUUUUCUUGAUGUACUAUCUGCUGAAAAUGGCCAGUCCUUUUGGGUUAUUGGCAAGAAACCUUCGUGGAAGAUUGGUUCAUCCUUUUCUAUUAAGAAAACAUCGCAGUCUCUACCCAAAGUGCAGAUCGAUGAUGAUAUGGAUCUGAUUGAUGAAGAUAGUCUCCUAACUGAAGAGGAUCUAAAGAAACCCCAGCCACUACCUGGUGAUUGUGAAGUUGGAAGCACAAGGAAAGCCUGCAAAAAUUGCACUUGUGGACGGGCUGAAGCAGAGGAGAAAGUGCAGAAGCUUGGACUUACCAUGGAUCAGCUCGAUAAUCCUCAAUCUGCUUGCGGAAAUUGUGGUCUAGGUGAUGCUUUCCGGUGCAGUACAUGUCCUUACAAGGGUCUUCCAACAUUCAAAUUAGGCGAGAAGGUAACUUUGUCUGGGAACUUCCUUGCAGCUGACAUUUAAUUCACAAGAAGUUGAAUCUGGAAUUCGUAAUGUGGUUGGUAUUGCGAAAAGCUAUGCAUACGGUGUAGGUUUUUUGGAUCAUUGGAUGUCAGUGUCUUUAUGCAGAAAAUGAAGUAAAUAAAUUGUCCCGAAAAGUUUCCUUAGAUUGAAAAACAAAAAAUCAAGAACUUGUAUGGUUGAUACAAUUGUCAACUUCGUACAUUUGCAUUCAGAAGUGGAUGGUAUAUGACACCCAUCAAUGUUAUUUACAUGAAUGUAAUUAGUUUUUCUUAAUCUCAUACAUUAUUAAGGGAUGGCUUGGUAGGGUUUUUGAAAAGUUAAAAGUUGUUUUUGA